Messenger RNA from Racocetra persica, 684 nucleotides. NCBI's taxonomy places the organism in Eukaryota, Fungi, Glomeromycota, Glomeromycetes, Diversisporales, Gigasporaceae. The record is from the annotation of a GenBank genome assembly.
AUUUAGAACAAAUCAUUUAUGAAUAUAUUCCUGCUACUGACACUACCGAGGAAUUAAAAAAAACUCUUGCUAGUGGAGGUUAUGGACUAUUAGCCAGCCCCAUUGCCAAACAUUAUUUUGACCGAUAUCAAUAUCGAACUUUUGAACCUCACGAGGAUAUUUUUGUUGCUACUUUUAAGACUAAUGUUAUAAAUGUCAUAGUAGAAGUUAGAAAAAAGGAAUAUUUAACUAGCAAAAAUUACGACAACACUAAAAUAGAUGCGGGCAAUAUUAAAAAUAUAGGCAGUAAUAAUCAACAAACUAACGAACAAAAACAAAUCAAUUCUCAAUCAGUCCCCAUAUUUUCUAAUGUCGAUCUAACCUCAGGACAAUUUGGGGGAUUUCAAAGACAACAACAAUUAGCCAAUAAACAGACCGAACAAGGACAAAAUAUUCAAUCAGGAAAUUUUAAUAAAACUACCUCACGGCAAAAUCUAACUAGCAAAGAACAUUAUCGGCAAAAUAAAGAUGCCAAUGUUUCAAUUACCAAACAAGAUGCUUAUGAAUUAAAUAGUGUGAGCCGAUUGUUGAAUAAUUUCCUAAUCACAGUGAUUAAAUUAUCGGAUUAUUAUCCGUUAUUUGAUAACCAAGCCGAAUAUGAGGAAUUAGAAAUCGAAGAAACUCCAAAACCGAAAUUAGAUACUG